Molecule: messenger RNA, 1291 nt
Organism: Pseudonaja textilis
Lineage: Eukaryota; Metazoa; Chordata; Lepidosauria; Squamata; Elapidae
Source: RefSeq, a predicted model, not a curated record
UAUGUGUGUGUUUCUCCUCAGAGGACCAGUGUCGGAAAAGCCAGAUGAAAGCCUCUUCUUUGUAGAUACCAGCAACGAACAACAAGGUCCGAAAGAGCAAGCAGCCAAAGAGAAACCUCUGAAGAUUGACUUGAUCCUACAGCCAGAUUCCAAGGUCCCUCCGCCCAAAGACAUCCUUUCUUAUCAGGUCCCCAACGGCCGGAAGUUGAAACGGAAACAGCGACUCUGGGAGAAGCUGGCAGAAAAGGGGUUGGUGCCCCGAAAAGAACGGCUCCUUCAGCAAAGGUUACAAAACCCUCCCAAAGCCAACAUAGCCGGAGCAGACAGCGGGACUGAUCCCUCUAGGGACUUCUAUGACAUUUGGGCAGAUUCAAACCCCCUUGAUAAAGCCCUGGCUGGGCAGGACGCCUUUUUCCUAGAACAAACCAAGAAGCAGCCCAUGAAGCGUCCCGACAGGCUGAAGAAGACCCCAUCCGAGCUGCCCGCCAUGGAGAUCAUCUCCCCGGGAGGAUCUUACAAUCCCAGCUUCCAGUCUCACCAGGCAUUGCUCCUCCAGGCCUUUGAAGCCGAGCUGGUGAGGCAGAAGGCAGAGGAGAGGCUGCAGCGUCAGUUGAAUUUCCCCACCGCCGCUGAGGCCCCCACCCAGGAGUCGGUGUUUCGGGAGCAGUGCGAGGGCCUCAUGGAAGAGGACUCGGAGGGCGAGGAAGGGCAGGGCAGCCCACCCAGGCCGCCAGAGGAGGAUCUGCAGGCAGCCUCCGGCGAGGCCUCCCGUCUCCUCACAGCAACGGCGGUCCGAGAAAAGAAAACAGAACAGCAACGCAAGAAAGAAAAAGCCGCCAAGCAGUUGAAAGCCCGCCAGGUCUCCGAGAAGGCCGCCCGGCUCAGGAAACAGGAGAUCUUUCAGUUGAAAUCCAUCCGGCUGCAGCUGAAGCAGCGGGAGGCCGAGCUGCAACGCCGGAAGCAGCGGCGCGAAGCCAAGCGGAAACUGGAGGCCGUCCAGCCCAAGCGGCUGGGCAGGCUCAAGUACGAAGAACCCGAUGUGGACGUGCAGCUGAGCAGUGAACUGGCGGAAUCCUUGAGGACGCUAAGGCCGGAAGGCAGCAUCCUGAAGGACCGCUUCAAGAGCUUGCAGAAGCGCAACAUCAUCGAACCCCGAGAGCGGGCCAAGUUCAAAAGGAAAUACCGACUGAAAUACGUCGAAAAGCGAGCUUUCCGGGAAAUCACAUUAUAGAAGCGCAAAAAUUAGCAUCCCGAGAUCUCCCACGUGUUUCAUUAAAACGCCGCAAACCAA